UUACUGCUUGUCAGGCGUGAGAGAAAUGACGUAGCCGUUGUUGAUCAGCUGAUUCCGGUUGAGUGAUUUCCCCCAAAAUACAACAGAAUUUACCUGCGAAACGAGAUUUAACACCAAAACGGAGCAUAUCUUCUUCAAGUCGGACACUAUUGACAUGCUCCAUUUGGGCCGCCAUCAUGGACAAAAUUUUGGAGGGCCUGAUCAGCUCUGCUCACACGCUUCCGGUGAAGAAGGCCAUUGUGAAAAAGGUGGUGGAGGCGGCAGAGAAGGACGUGGCGGCGGAGGAGUGCCGGGCUCUGUUUGCUGUCACGACCCGCCUCGUCCUGCUGGGGGAGGACCCCUUCCAGAAGCAAGUGGGCUUCCAGGUCCUGGAGGCGUACGCACGCUACCACCGCUCUGCGUUUGAGGCGUUCUUCACCAAGGACUUUGUGCUGGGCCUGCUGCAGCAGGGCUACGAGCAGCUGGAUCACAAAGACCCCGCCGUGGUGGACUACAUCCACUGCGGCUUGCGGCUGCUCAUCAGUUGCCCCGCCGUGCUGGAGCUUUUCGCCGUGGUCCAGGUGGAGGUGCUGAGGAUGGUGUGCGAGCGGCCCGGGCCGGCCGCGUGCGCCCGUCUCGCCUCGCUGCUGUCGGACUUUGUGCAGUGCGUGCCCAGGGACAAGGGCGGCGUCCUGUUCUGCCAGCAGCUGGUGAGGACCAUCGGCUACUUCCACUGCCUGGCCAACCAGGAGCAGGAACUGGGCGAGUACGUGGCCCAGGUCACCAAGGUCAGCACGUUGCUGCAGAACAUCUGGAAGGCCGAGCCGGCCACGCUGCUGCCUUCCCUGCAGGAGGUCUUUGCCAUCAUUUCUUCUACGGACCCAGCGUUCGAACCGUCCAUCGCCUUGGCCAGUCUGGUGCAGUACAUCCCGGUCCAGAUGAUCACAGUGCUUAUUAAGAGUCUCACCACAGACCAGAAUGUCAAAGACGCAAACAUGACCAAAGCACUCUGCAGGAUGAUUGACUGGCUCUCUUGGCCUCUGGCCCAGCACGUGGACACCUGGGUCAUCGCUCUGCUCAAAGGCCUGGCCGCCGUUCAGAAGUUCACCAUCCUCAUAGAUGUCACUCUGCUCAAAAUUGAACUGGUGUUCAAUCGUCUGUGGUACCCCAUCGUGCGACCGGGGGCCCUCGCCGUCCUCUCCCACAUGCUCCUCAGUUUCCAGCAUUCUCCCGAGGCCUUCCAUCUGGUUAUUCCGCACGUGGUGCAUCUGGUGCAGUCGCUGCAGGCCGACGGGUUCCCCACCAGCAAAGCCUUCCUGCUGCAGUUCAGCGAGCUCGUGCACUGCAUGAUGUAUCAGUAUUCCGGAUUCCCUGAUCUCUACGACCACAUUUUGGAAGCCAUCAAGGAUCUGCCGAAACCAAGCGAGGAGAAGAUCAAGCUGGUGCUGAAUCAAAGUGCCUGGACCUCCCAGUCCAACUCUUUUGCCUCGGGACCGCUGAGGCAGGUCGGGAAGUCCGAGACUGGCAAAACGGGCCUGGUCAACCUGGGCAACACCUGCUUCAUGAACAGCAUCCUCCAAACGCUCUUCAUGGCCACAGAUUUCAGACGACACGUGUUGUCGCUGCGCCUGAACGGUUCCAGCACGCUGAUGAAGAAGCUGCAGAUGCUCUUUGCUUUCCUUGCACACACUCAGAGGGCGGCCUACGCUCCGAAGAACUUCUUGGAGGUGUCCCGCCCGCCGUGGUUCAAUGCGGGCUCUCAGCAGGACUGCUCAGAGUACCUCCGCUUCCUCCUCGACAGGUUACACGAAGAGGAGAAAACCAUUCAGGUGUUGGAAUCAAACAACCCAAGUGUUCCCACCGACGCCAUCGAUGCAAGCGGCAAAGAAGCGAGCGCUCCGACGUCCCCCGAAGAAGGCGAAGCUUCCGCUCCAAAAGUGGACGACGACGACAGACGGACCUUGAUUGAGAGGACUUUUGGCGGAAAACUCGUGACGGGCAUCCGCUGCACCCACUGCGACUGCGUCUCCGAGAAGGAAGAGCCCUUCACGGACCUUUCGCUGGCCUUCUGCCCCUCGCGGGGUGCUACCAAAUCCAACGAGUCCAAAUCGGACGAGUCCAAAGUGGUUUGCCAGGGCUCCGUCAACGGCGGCAGCGAGACCCCUAUGCCGGGGACCAAAGACCAAUCCGGACACGUCCACGGCCUGCCAGAGAACAACGAACCUCCCCUCACCGUGCCCGACCUGGUGGACUACUUCCUAGCUCCGGAGAUCCUGGAUAAGGACAACGCCUACUUUUGUGGCAAGUGCGGCAGCCUGCGAAGGGCAGAGCGAACCCUCAAGGUGAUGUCAGCCCCCGAGUACCUGAUCCUCACGCUGCUACGCUUCGCUUACGACGCCAAGUGCCACGUCCGCCGCAAGAUCCUGGACAACGUCACCAUCCCGCCGCGCCUGCGCCUUCCCGUGCACCGUCCCUCGGUGACUUUGCCGGCCCCGCCCCUGCAGCCCGCCUCUUCCCCGCCCCUGGUGGACUCCCCCGAGAGCAGCGAGAACCUGGCCAAGAAACUCAAACCCUCCCGUCGAGACGAGGAAGUCCAGUCGGUGCUUUACGUGCUCAGCUCCGUCGUGAUGCAUUCGGGCGUGUCGUCCGAAAGUGGACACUACUACUCCUACGGCUGCGACAGCACAGCGGAAGGGGACGCCGUCCGUCAGGAGGACUUGAGUCAAGGGGAGCAAGUCCGGGAGGGUCCGAGCGCUCAAGGGGGCGGCACCUCUGCGCCCACCAGCGACUGGCUGCUCUUCAAUGACAGCAGAGUGACGUUUGCCUCCUUCCAGUCGGUGCAAAACAUCACCAGUCGCUUCCCCAAGGACACGGCCUAUGUGCUCAUGUACAGGAAACAGGAAGUGGCCGGGCAGGCCUCCAUUAAAGGCCCGACGGCCCGCGGAAUAAGGCAGAGGGCCGAGCCGCCGUUGCAGAAAGAACUGCUGGAUGCCAUUAUCAAGGACAAUAAGUUGUAUCUACAGGAACAAGAGCUGAACGCUCGGACUCAGGCUCUGCAGGCGCCGUCUUCUUCCUGCUCCUUCAGGCCCAACGGCUCAGAUGACAACAACCCGCCUGGGAGUUGCGGACCGUCUGGAGGGGGAGGGGGAGGAGGAGGCUUUAACACCAUUAGUAGACUGGUCUUUUAAAGCUAAGCACACAAUGCUAACAAGAGCAGGGGUGGGGGUGUCUUUUUAUUAUCCUCAGAGGGACAGAUAAAAGGGUAUCGAAGCUGUAACAGGUGGAACGGUGCGAGUGGAUCAUGUAAAAAACAAAGAUGGAUACAUUUAGCCGUAUAGCAAUGUUAAGAGGUGUAGACAGCUUUACAGAUGCCGGCUCUGAAGGUCCGUUGAACGGUGGUGCCUUGAGAUACAAGUGACCCAAUCUUUCCUUUUCUCCAGAUAUAGACGCUGUCAUAACUUGAAAAUUAAGCAUCGAGCGGUGGCAGUCAAAUGAAUUCAACUCACUCGAAAAGCAGCCGGAGUGCUUCAAACUGUAAUGCCACUCCCAGUGGACAUUUACAAAGUAAACAUAAAACACGUGUGUUCUUAAAACAACUAAAUAAUGUGACCUAACGGCUCGUUAGCUUUGUCAAAGAAACCGUCAAUGUUUGCACCACGACAUUAUGUACAGUACUGCCUCCUGGUGGCCAAGGUGGGGACAGCACAAGGAGCAGCGUACUGAAUCGGAUUGAAGCAGAAACUAAUAAAUUAUUUACUAUUCUUAACUAAAUACUUAACUAUUUAGAUGUCAUUGUGUUUUUGUUUCAUACAAUGUUACUGAAUCCUAGCGCUUAUUGAUUUUUUUUGGGGGGGGGGGGGUGCAUCAUUCGCAUUUCCACUCAUUUCAAUGGGGAAAGAUAAUUUGACACAAGCAUGUGUGGUCCUGGAAUGGAUUUCUUAUCUCAAGGUAUCACUGCAUUAUGCGCUGAGAAUAUUGCCCACCCCUGGCAACAAGCACUGAAAAGCUCCUUGAGGACUGAAAGUGUUGUACACUGUUCAAGUAUUUUUAAUUUAUUGAGAUUUUGUUUUGGUGACAUUUAUUUUCUUUCAAUUAAGGUUCAAACAAAAGAAAAAUAUGCUGUUUGAGCCAUGCAUUAUGAUACAACUAGCAGAACCUCCAAAGUGGAAAGCAAGACUGAAUCACACAGGACUAUUUGUAAUUCUAAAAGUUUGCUAAUGUAUUAGCAUGUAGCUAUGUUCCAUUUUGGAGGUUCCACUUCUCAUCUGCAUGCAUUUUGAUCAUUGGCGUGUUUUAUUUUUCCAAGCUGAUUGAUAUAUUGGGCAUUUGAUAACUUUAAUAUCACAUAUAUGCAAUAAAUCAAUUUGUCUUAAAAAGA
Syngnathus typhle (broad-nosed pipefish) is the source of this 4357-nucleotide messenger RNA. It is a transcript of the gene usp38, whose product is annotated as ubiquitin specific peptidase 38. The record is from RefSeq and is a predicted model, not a curated record. Gene Ontology annotation, cellular component: nucleus; cytosol. Gene Ontology annotation, molecular function: cysteine-type endopeptidase activity; cysteine-type deubiquitinase activity. The transcript has 13 exons. Lineage: Eukaryota; Metazoa; Chordata; Actinopteri; Syngnathiformes; Syngnathidae. Bases 177 to 3167 code for a protein of 996 amino acids. Gene Ontology annotation, biological process: protein deubiquitination; ubiquitin-dependent protein catabolic process.